Messenger RNA from Eimeria tenella, 1115 nucleotides. RefSeq lists its product as uncharacterized. The transcript has a single exon. Lineage: Eukaryota; Apicomplexa; Conoidasida; Eucoccidiorida; Eimeriidae. The record is from RefSeq and is a predicted model, not a curated record. The annotation marks the transcript as partial.
GGUGUACCUACAGCACCCGGCCGCAGAGCCUGCUCCCUGCUGCUGCAGCAGCAAAGUCUUUAGCGUGGCAGCAGCAUAGGUCUGGACUGCAUUUGCUGAGGCUCUCCAGCUCCAGUUGCGCUCGAGCAGCAGCAGCAGGACCAGCAGCAGCAGCAGCAGACGCAGCAGCAGCAGCAGACGCAGCAGCAGCAGCAGAAGCACAAGCAGCGCUGAAGGACUGGGGCGACUUGGGGGCUUCUUCUGAGCUGACAUUUAGGUUCUCGGGAGAUAUUGAAGGCCCACAGCUGCUGCUGGCCACGGAUUACCACCUCGAGCAGCAGCAGCAGCAGCAGCAGCAGCAGCAGCAGCUGCUGCUGCUGCAGCAGCGAAGCAGCACCCCGCAGGAAGAGAGCAGCAGCAAACACGGAGGACGGGACCACAGGGAAAAUGAGGCAGCAAUUGUUCACGGGCGUUUGCAGCCAGUGCGCAGGCGGCAGCAGCCGCAGCAGCAGCAGCAGCAGCAGAAGCAGCAGCAGCAGCAGCAGCCAUCAGAAGGAGAACUCACGGAAGACUUUGCUGCUGCUGCUUUGGCUCUGGAGACCCGAACUGACCGGAGGGAGCAGCGAGCUGCUCGGCGGCAGCGGAACGCUCGGCCUCACCACCCCAGCAGCAGCAGGAGCAGCAGCAGCAACAGCAGCAGCAGCAGCAGCAGCAGCAGCAGCACGAACAUUGACGACUUGCUAGAGCUGCUGAGGGAAACCCCCUCGCGGCAGCAGCGGCAGCGGGAAGGGCAGGGAGCAGCAGCAGCAGAAAGGCUGCUGGAGGCCUACGGGCCUCUGGCCAGCAGCAUGCCUUUUCUGCAGGAAGAUGACGCAGCAGCAGCAGCAGCAGCACCAGCAGAAGCAGCAACAGCAGCAGCAGCAAGGGGGGCAGUGGGGGGCUCCGAGGAGACCCCCAUCGUCUCUGCAGCAGAGCUGGCCGAAGUCGAAGCAGAAAUUGAGGCCCUCACCGGAGAUUCGCUGCAGCAGCAGCAGCAGCAGCAGGAAGAGGCGCAGCAGCAGCAGCAACAAACAGCGAGGCAGCUAGGCGACUCUGUGGGGCCUGACUUUGAGCUCCUUGACAGCGUCACUCUUUAA